This is a messenger RNA of Haliotis rufescens (red abalone), 1884 nucleotides long. RefSeq names its product myoblast determination protein 1 homolog. The coding region runs from base 209 to 937 and encodes 242 amino acids. Gene Ontology annotation, biological process: regulation of transcription by RNA polymerase II; developmental process. The transcript has a single exon. Gene Ontology annotation, molecular function: DNA-binding transcription factor activity, RNA polymerase II-specific; RNA polymerase II transcription regulatory region sequence-specific DNA binding; protein dimerization activity. The record is from RefSeq and is a predicted model, not a curated record. Lineage: Eukaryota; Metazoa; Mollusca; Gastropoda; Lepetellida; Haliotidae.
UGUACUACAGGAUUCACAUACCUUGUGCAGCUACAGGUAAAACAGCUCGACUCUCAGUGCCUACCGUCAGAGUUUCGUGUCUCGCUACCUGUUGAGUUUAGCUGUGACAGCAACCAUCUGUUGCAUAUAGUCGUACAUAUGAACUUUACUGUUAAGCUUUAACAGCGUCUCUGAGUGGUUGAGUGCGGCUCGCACCUUGUUUAUCAACAUGAUGGAAACAGAACGAAGGCUGAUGGGGGAUGAGACUGUUUACACCGACAUCCCCUACACAACGACGGAACUCUCGCCGUACUCCUCAACGUCAACCUACUCCAGCGACACGUCCCACAACAGCAGCUUCUACAACGAGUUCGACUGCUACCAAAAUCCAGACCCAAACAGAAUGUUCUAUCCAGUUCAUGAGAGAAGUGACAUUGCAAUGCAUAAUUUAUACGCAGGGUUCACGCCCAGUGCUUCCACUGAUAUCUAUCAACCAAACGCAGUGUGGCAUCAUCAACAGCAACAAGACGUUUCCCCGCCGUCACAGAUGACCCCGGUGACGUCAGUUUUACCCUCCAUGACUUUUUGUAGAACCCCAAGUCAAACGUCCCCAACGGAGAUGAGUCCGAACGGAAAACCAAAACGAAAACGGAUUCAAACGAUGCCUCAGCGAAAAGCAGCCAAUGUCCGCGAAAGGAAGAGGAUGUUUCAUCUAAAUGAAGCUUUUGACAGUCUGAGACUGCGUCUCCCAGCGUUUAACUACGAGAAGCGUCUGUCCAGGAUUGAAACCCUCCGACUUGCCAUCACAUACAUCGGCUUCAUGAAGGAAAUCAUGGACGGCAAAGACCCAAAAGACAUUAAGCUAGAAAAGGAAUUUGAUAUCAGCGACAUGGAGAACUUUCAGAUCCCUAGUGUGUCUGCUUCUAGUUCAAAAGAAGGGGAAACAGAUUCAGAAUAGACAUGUAUUCCUCGUUGGAGGAGCGGCAAGUGCAAUUAACAUUACCUUUGUAAAUUUCAAUUCAAGGUCAGUGCUGUUAUAACUGUGAGUGACACCUCGUGGUUUGUAUUUCAUGCUAUUUGUGACGUUUUGCAUCUGAAAAAAACACGCGGUCUUCCACACAGCGAUCUUCCAUUUGAUUGGCUGCCACUGUUUGAUUGACGUUUUGCCUGUCACGUGUGCAUUGUUGUUCACCAUACCAUAUUUGCUAGCUCGGGUUCUUGUGUUUGGUAGUACUGCUGUACAACCGCCCAUCACGUUAGCUUCACGGGGAAAGUGGAAAUGGCCAGUUUUAAAAUCGUUCUUAAGUCAAUAUUUGACUUUGGAACAACCGUUGUUUACGUUCAACACUAACGUCUAGCAAUAAUAAAUUCCAGUUCAAAGUCAAUUUAUUGAACAUGUUUUAGUAAUUUGACCCCUAAAAUUUACGUUUCACUUUUUUUUCCAAAUUUACUGCUCUGAGAUUGAGGUCGCUGUUCUCAAUUCGUUUUAUAAUCUUUUGAAGUUUUGAACGGCCACUUGAGAAAUCCGGAAUUUUUAAUCGCCGUACUUAAGCAGCACUCGUGGUGGUUUAUUGAGCCUCGGGCGAUUCUGGUUGUCUAAUAGCCAUCCAAAGUAAAUCAUGUGUUUAAUGUUGGACAAACAAAAACUUUCCGUAUGUUCCCGAUUUUAAGCCACCCCCCAGAGUGCAAUAUGAUACAGUUUGGUUAAGGUGUCGACAACAAGCUGGACUUGAUUUAUUUCUAUUUUUGUACUGUUUUAUGAAAAGUCAUUUAUUACCCGUCUGAAGACCAUGAUAGUAUUUAAUCAUUCAUAUUGAGCGUUGCUAGUGUCCAUGUCUUCAGGACAUUCGCCAAUCCAUUGUUAUGUUCAUUUUUGAAUUGUAAAUAAACUUUUUUAUUACAUAA